This is a messenger RNA of Acaulospora colombiana, 1725 nucleotides long. The record is from the annotation of a GenBank genome assembly. Lineage: Eukaryota; Fungi; Glomeromycota; Glomeromycetes; Diversisporales; Acaulosporaceae.
AUGACCACUCCAUUUCCCCCAGAAACAAUUGAGAAAAUUUUCAAGAAUCUUGACACCAAAUCAUUGUACUCUUCUGCAUUGGUCAAUCGCAAAUGGUGUAGGAAUGCGGUGGAUUUAUUAUGGCAAAAUCCAUUGGAACUGGCUUGCACCUGUCGAUCGAAAGCGAUUUCCAUCGUGAAAACGUAUCUCUCUUGCCUACCGGAUAAAUCAAAACAUAAAUUACACAAUGCAGGAGUUGAUUUCAUUCAUGAUUUAACAUCGAGCCCGUCCUUUAAAUAUGCAUCCUUCCUAAAUAAAUUGAAUUAUUCAUUAGUAAUAAAAUCUAUUGGCUAUCUGCUUUCGUCAAACAUAAAAGGAAGUGAUAUUGAAAAUUAUCUGAGAUGCAUCUUUGUUGAACUAUGUGAACUUUUUUUCGGUCAGAGCAGACGCCUGAGAUCAUUUGAGUAUGUGACCGGGGGUUGGGACUUUGAUGGAAUGGAUAAAGGCGAUUACGUGGAUUUGCAGGAUUUACGUGGGGCCGAUAUGUUUUUCGCAAAUCUACAAAGAUUCUCUUGUCGAGGUAAAAUUCCACCCGACCUAGUUGAUUCCAUAUCCCAGAAGUCAAACGCCCUUAGAAAUCUAGAGGUCUGUCAAGCGAAUAACGAGGACGCCAUUUUAAAGUUGAUGAAUGCCAAAUACAAAUUACAUCAGUUAACAAUAACCGAAUUUGUUGAUACACCGGAGAUCAGUUCAGCGCUCAUUAGAAAUUCCAAAAGUCUCCGAAGAGCGGUCAUUCACGGGAAACUAGAUAGAUCCCUGACGGUUUUUACCCAAUUCUCAAAUCUCGAGGAAUUGUCACUGAUAUAUUAUCCGCUUCCAGAAAUUCCCGAGAGUCUUUCUCUAGCCCAGGUUUUUGCGUACUUGCAGGCAAGGACGCAAAGUUUAUUGGCACCAGCGACUGAAGUGAGAGUGGUCCCAGUGCAUGCGCAAAGGCGAAGAAGCAUGCCCUCAGAUGGCGCUCAAGAAGAUUUAUCGUGCCUGAGAGAAUCAGGGAUAAUGAAGAAUGUGAACAUGCAGCUACGUGUGUCUCAUUCCUAUGCUUUGCAAAUUCAAAUAGAAAAUCAGAUCCGAAGAAGUCGAUCACGACAUUCCUUGCCGUCGCAAAUUUGCCCACCAGAAACUUUGAAAUGUUUCUUAAAUUCGAAUUUAACCACUCUCGCCAAACUCGAAAUUUAUCUCAAAGAUCAAUUCCUUCAAAAUUUUGUUCAUUUGAUCCGGAAUAGCAGAGGAAACUUACGAGUAAUUAACCUAAUAAUUUUAAAUCCGCCCGAUCCGCAGAAUUCAUCAAACCUAUUCACCACGAUCAUCAACAAUUGUCCAAAGCUUAUCGAGCUUAGUUUAGAGAUUCCGAACGAAUCGAUCACCGAGAUCCCAGAUUUAUUCAAGAAGUGUCCAUCACUCGAGGCGAUUCACCUGCUGGGAAACCCCAUCGAAAGGGUGGAUAUUAGUGAAUUGUUGGUGCACGAAUUGGCACCACUCAUUCCUUUCAAUCUAAAAAGCCUUAGCUUGGGACCAUUCUUUUGGACUUAUACAAAAGACGCCAUUAAUAGUUUCAUGAAAGGCUGUGAAACCAGAUUGAAGGAUCGACCGUGUGAUUUUACUAUUGGGUAUAAUUUACCAGGGAACGUUGCAACGGUGCUAGUGUUUUAUAAAACUAGAGGAUUAAUAAAUUUGGUUAAGGGUUAA